Trichomonas vaginalis G3 is the source of this 995-nucleotide messenger RNA. Its product is annotated as phage tail repeat-like family. The record is from RefSeq and is a predicted model, not a curated record. The annotation marks the transcript as partial. The transcript has a single exon. NCBI's taxonomy places the organism in Eukaryota, Parabasalia, Trichomonadida, Trichomonadidae.
AUGUCAAGUGAAGUGACAAGAGCUGACAAAGAAUAUUCUAAAAAGACUCAUACACAUACCAUUGCAAAUAUUACAAACUUACAAGAAACCUUAAACAGGAAAAGUGACGUUGGACAUACACAUACCAUUGCAAAUAUUACAAACUUACAAGAAACCUUAAACAGGAAAAGUGACGUUGGACAUACACAUACCAUUGCAAAUAUUACAAACUUACAAGAAACCUUAAACAGGAAAAGUGACGUUGGACAUACACAUACAUCUUCUGAAAUAACAGACUUAAACGUUAGCCUUGAAAAGAAGGCAGAUAAGAACCAUACACACGAUUUCUUCGCAACUGUUGGUAUAGAAAAUAUUGAAGGAACGGUUGAAGAAACUGGUGGGGAUGUAUUAAAUUGGAAACCUCCUAACUUUCCACAAGGUUUAACAUCGGAGGAUGACAUAACAACGAUGAAAUACACUAGAUGUAGAAAUGUCUAUGUCAUGGAGGAUGAAAACAAUGUUAAAUUCACUGCUCAAGAUUUAUAUGAUAAAAAAGCUGACAAAACAGAGCUUCAAACGUUAAAGACAGAAAUACUUCAAACAGUAUAUCCUAUAGGUUCUAUUUACACGUCAAUGAACUCUACCAAACCAGAAGUAGUACUUGGUUUUGGAACUUGGACUCAAAUAGUCGACAGGUUUUUGUAUUGUGCAAACUCUUCAAAGGAAACAGGUGGAAGUAAAACGAUUUCAGGUGCAAAUUUACCUGCGCACAGUCACUACAUAGAUUUAAGUACAUCUGAAGCAGGUUGGCAUAAGCAUAGAUUUUGGGAUUGGUCAGCAAUGAAAAAAGGUAAAGGAUAUGAUGUUAAAGACGACGUUCAGUUUGCUAUAAAUUGUUUCUGGGGUAGCACACAGGGAGAAGGAAACCAUACACAUCGCGUUUCAGGGUAUACACAAACAACGGGACAAAGUAAAGACUACAUGCCACCUUACAUGACAGUUUACGCAUGGUAUAG